AUGCCACGGAUUCUCACGAUAUCUGCUUUUUUGGCUAUCAUUGGAGGUAUUUUUUGUUCUUUUUUUCAGAAAUGAGCUUGAAAAAUGUUAAGUUACGUUUUCUUCUGAGCAAAAGGAUCAAGAAGCGAGCGAAUGUCUGAAGAAAUGUCUGACGCCGAUGGUUCAACUCGAUCGCUCUUUUACCUACGUUUUCAAUAACUUCGAAAAGGUAAGUCUUCUGAAAGUCGUGAAAAAUGAGCCGGAAAAAUAUGAUCUGAUUGCAUUUUAAAACAUUUAAAAAUAGAAAUCAAGCUUGAAAAAUGAGAUCAAUAGUUUUGAGAAUUUCAAAUACAUUGUUCUGUACAAAGGAUAUCUAUGUGGAACUUUUUGUUGAUUUAGAAACGGUUAUUGUUUUCUGUUCUUUAGACACGCUAUUUAUUUUUUUGAAUUCAUGUUUAUGUAAUAUCUCAACUGUAAACGUAAUUUUUUUUUUCCAUUUUCGCAUCUUUGAACCCCGUGUACCUUUUUAAAUCUUGGAAUUAAGGUAUGUGACAUGCUCGAGGAUGGAGCUUUUUGUGCUCGAAAGUGCACACAGGAAGACCAGCGAAAGUUUUACCAAUACACCACGUUCUACCGAAUUCACUGCGUGGAUUAUGAAGAAGGUUUUUUUCGAAAUUUCGAAUUGAACUCGAUUUCAGAAAAUAAAUUUUCUGAACUUAUCUGAGACUUGUGCUUCUUUUGCAGUCUCUACAAGCUAUUUGAAUACAACCUGAAACAGUUUUUUCGCUUGCAAAUUUUUUUACAACUUUUUCUUUUACAGAACUUCAAGAGCAUCUGAGUUGCAUUGCGAAGGCGGCGGCAGAAGCGGACCUUGGUACGUAAAAGUGGCGGCAGAUAAGAUGAUAACGAUAACAGCUUUUCAGUUUGCAAAGACCGAUGCAGAAACGCCCACAAAGUCGAAAAAACCGCGUCGAAAGAAUCAAAAAUGAAAUCCGAAUGUCUGUACGUAAAAAAAAGACCUUCUUAGAAAAUGGUUGUAAUGUUUCCAGAACGUUGGAGUGCUCGACGGUUUGCUAUUUCGAAGAAUUGGCGGAAGAAUGUCCUGAAGCCAAAGAUGUUUUGUUGGUAAGAAAAUGGGGAAAAAAAAAGAAAAAAGAACUCAAAAUUGACAGAAAACGAACAUUGGCCAGGUGCAUUCUAUGGCCCAAGGCAUUCAUCCGCUUUCCAUCGAGAAAAUGGAGCCAGAAUGCCGGAAUCUGCAUGACACUGACUACAUGCGACAACGACUUCUUGCUCCUGCUUUCGAUGUCAUCAGCGACACCGAAAAAAAGAUGAUUGAGCAGAGCUCUAAAAACUUUUAA
This is a messenger RNA of Caenorhabditis auriculariae, 1340 nucleotides long. Lineage: Eukaryota; Metazoa; Nematoda; Chromadorea; Rhabditida; Rhabditidae. The record is from the annotation of a GenBank genome assembly.